GACCAAGAAAUGGAAAACUAACACCCACUAGCUGCAAAAAGAUUAGUGCGUCGCAAUCAUCUGCUUGUUUCGAUUCUUACUCAAACAUCAAUGGCACACCAGCAAUUUUCUUCGCAGUCCGCCAUAGUAGGCAGUGAAGAACAUGACCAGGAGGCCAUUGACGAACUAAUUGCUUCACUGCCCCAAAGGAAAGGCGUGGUUCAUCCUUUCCAUUCCCUCUACCAAAACUUCUGGUGCCCAACCCAAGUGCUUCCCAACGUGAUCGCGUUUCAGCGGCACUUCCAAGCCAAACACAAGGACAUUGUCCUGGCCUCUCAGCCCAAAUCAGGGACCACCUGGCUAAAGGCCUUAGUGUUCUCCAUCGUUAACCGUUCCCGCUUCGGCAUCUCCAACACACCCUUGCUCACUUCGAACCCCCAUGUCCUCGUCCCUGGCUUCGAGUUCCAAGUGUACAAAAGCAACCCGAGGCCCAACCUUGACAGCCUGGCAGAGCCGAGGCUAUUCCAAACGCACAUCCAUUACCCAUCGUUGCCGGAGUGCAUCAAGCAGUCGGACUGCCGAAUCAUUUACAUCUGCCGAAACCCAUUAGACGCUGUGGUUUCGUCUUGGCACUUCAACCUCGAGAUUGCGCAGUUGAAUGACCAGCCAAAGUGGUCCUUGGAAGAACAUUUCGAGAUCUAUUGCCAAGGGAAAAUAGCGUUCGGGCCCUUUUGGGAUCAAAUUAUGGGCUAUUGGAAGGAGAGCUUGGAGAGGCCACACAAGGUGUUGUUCCUCAAGUAUGAGGACUUGAAGGAAGAUGUUGAAGAGCAGCUGAAGAAGGUGGCCGAGUUUGUGGGUCUUCCCUUCACUGAGGAGGAAGAGGAGGGAGGUAUGAUUGAAGAGAUAGCCAAAAUGUGUAGCUUAAAGACCCUCAAGGACCUGAAGGUCAACAAAUCCGGCAUACUAUCAGCUAAGAAUAGGAAGAUUGAGAAUAGAAGCUUUUUCAGGAAAGGCGAGGUGGGUGAUUGGGUUAACCAUCUCACUCCUUCCAUGGUGGAUCGCCUCAAUAGCAUCAUGCAAGAGAAGAUGAGCCCCUUUGGAUUGGAGUUCAAAACACGUUGAGUGUUAAUUAAUUUCACUUUCUCGAUGUGUGUCAUUAGAAAUAGACGAAAUUAAUAAUGGAAUGAUAUGCAAUCCUCCUUUUUGGUGUAGUGUAGAAAACUCAAGAUUGAGAAGAGAAGUUUAUUAGGAAAGGCGAGCUGGGUGAUUGGGUUAACCAUCUCACUCCUCCUAUGGUGGAUCGCCUCAAUAGCAUCAUGCAAGAGAAGAUGAGCCCUUUUGGGUUGCAGUUCAACACAUGUUGAACAUGUUGAUUGCUUUCGACCCCUUCUUUCUCUAUGUAUAUAAGUAGAAAUAAAUGAAAGCUAAAUCGAAUGGUUUUCGCA
This is a messenger RNA of Syzygium oleosum, 1424 nucleotides long. RefSeq names its product cytosolic sulfotransferase 15-like. The transcript has a single exon. Bases 91 to 1101 code for a protein of 336 amino acids. Gene Ontology annotation, cellular component: cytoplasm. NCBI's taxonomy places the organism in Eukaryota, Viridiplantae, Streptophyta, Magnoliopsida, Myrtales, Myrtaceae. Gene Ontology annotation, biological process: sulfation. Gene Ontology annotation, molecular function: sulfotransferase activity. The record is from RefSeq and is a predicted model, not a curated record.